Molecule: messenger RNA, 1192 nt
Organism: Dicrocoelium dendriticum
Lineage: Eukaryota; Metazoa; Platyhelminthes; Trematoda; Plagiorchiida; Dicrocoeliidae
Source: the annotation of a GenBank genome assembly
GUAAACGUUUGGGUCUGACGAGACUUUCCGAAAAGAAUUCUUAACCCUUAACUGAUCUCUGGUCUUGAUUCAUUUGAAUGCAAUGGGAAUAUUUACUUAGCUGAAGAACGGCAUUUCCCAUGAUUCGUUGAAAAUUUAUUUUUCAUUUAUUUAUUUAACUAAACAUUUUCCUCCGAAUUCACUCACUGGUACGAUAUAUGCAUGCAGCGGCGGGUUUAGAUCCCAUUUGCGUCUAAACGUGGGACGCGCACCAGUACCGUAGGGGAACAUUUCGAUGUCCGGUACAGAAUCGCGGCGGAACUCAAGAAAGCGCACUCUCGAGGCCGCUUUCAGCGAUCAGCUUUCAGAUGACGAUCAUAUCAUUUCAUCCGUUCAAAAUGGAACAUCCCAACAUAGAACAACUUCAAGCGUACAUUUGAAGUCCAAGGCUAUAUCCACUAGUUUAAAAAGAAUCCAGAAAGAGUUAGCUGAUAUAAUGUCUGAUCCUCCUCCGAAUUGCAGCGCAUUCCCUCGAAAUGACAAUCUGUUCGAAUGGGUUUCUACCCUUUUGGGUCCUCCAGGAUCCGUCUACGAAGGCGGUAUUUUUUUCCUAGACAUACACUUUUCCACUGAAUAUCCGUUUAAACCGCCCAAGGUCACUUUUAAAACUCGCAUCUACCACUGUAACAUCAACAGCCAAGGCGUGAUAUGUCUGGAUAUUUUAAAAAAUAAUUGGUCCCCGGCACUCACCAUAAGCAAAGUGUUGCUCUCCAUCUGCUCAUUGUUGACGGACUGCAAUCCAGCGGAUCCACUUGUAGGAUCUAUUGCACAUCAAUAUUUACACAAUCGAGCUGAACACGAUCGGAUUGCUCGACAGUGGACUCAAAAAUAUGCAAGUUCAAUUACCUAUCCGGCGAAUUCUACUCGCUUGACAAGUGAUCCUUCGUCACGCAGUAGUUCAACUGCCCCUGCACAUUCUCCUGCUGUUCACUCCACCGACUCUUCUGAUGUUGGCCUAUCGGGACCUGGUCGAGACGAAUGUGGAAGCCUCGUAAGUGGCAGCUCCAGCACUACAGCCAGUGUUGAUGUUCCCAGCGACGAAGGCAGUGACAGUCUCGAUGGUGUGUUGGAAGAAGAAGAUACUCAACCAUCGCCUAUUGUUGCCCCUACUUCGGACACUUCAUCCAAACCCGUCAUUACGCCGCGGCGAUGA